Anopheles moucheti is the source of this 1679-nucleotide messenger RNA. RefSeq names its product CDP-diacylglycerol--inositol 3-phosphatidyltransferase (gene Pis). Gene Ontology annotation, biological process: phosphatidylinositol biosynthetic process. Gene Ontology annotation, cellular component: membrane; Golgi apparatus. Gene Ontology annotation, molecular function: CDP-diacylglycerol-inositol 3-phosphatidyltransferase activity. The record is from RefSeq and is a predicted model, not a curated record. Bases 160 to 840 code for a protein of 226 amino acids. NCBI's taxonomy places the organism in Eukaryota, Metazoa, Arthropoda, Insecta, Diptera, Culicidae. The transcript is spliced from 4 exons.
GAAUCACUUUUGGAAGUAACUUUACGCGAGCGGGGGUAAAAUUCUAUCGCGCAGUUUUUCCUCGCAGACACAUUCGAUUGCUCUCGUAGAAAAAAACGUUAGGGUUGUGGAUUUCCCUUUGGAAGUAAGCUCAAGUGAAUUGACCCAAUAUCAUCCACGAUGGAGGUGAAGCAAGAGCAGGAAAACAUUUAUCUCUUCGUACCCAACAUCAUUGGUUACGCACGGAUCGUGUUGGCAAUUGUUUCCUUCUACUACAUGCCCACCGACUAUGUGAUUGCCAGCUGGUGCUACAUCAUCAGCGUACUGCUUGAUGCACUCGAUGGCCAUGCGGCACGGCAUUUCAACCAGUCCACCAAAUUCGGUGCCAUGCUGGACCAGCUUACCGAUCGGUGCGGUACAUGCGGUCUGCUGGUAACACUCAGCUACUUCUACCCGAAGUACAUGUUCUGGUUCCAGCUUUCGAUGGCAAUCGAUGUAGCAUGCCACUGGUUCUAUCUGCACACGACGGUCCUUCAGGGCAAGACGUCGCACAAGUUUAUCGACAUGUCCGGUAAUCCGAUUAUGCGUGUCUACUACACCAACCGUACCGUGCUUGGCUUCAUGUGUCUGUUCAACGAGCUGUUCUAUGCCGCACUGUAUCUGCUCCACUUUACACCGGGUCCGCUCCUGCUGGGCUUCUCCACGUUUAAACUACUUGCGAUUGUGUCAUUCCCGGUCGCCAUCGUCAAAACUGGUAUUUCGGUAAUCCACGGCUUUGUGGCCAGCUGCAACAUCGGCGUAAUAGACGUGGCGGAGCGUGCCGCACAGCGGGAACGCGAAGCAAACAAAAAACCGCAGUAAAUCGCGGUAACUGACCGUCCCGCAUGCGGCCAACAUAUGGAAAUGUUUUUCCCCCUCGUUUUUCCCGCCAAGGGAUAUCCCUGUUCAAAAAUGAGAUGCAUGCUCUUUAGAUGGAUGGGAGGGAGUGCUCUCUGACGGUUUGUCCGGUCUCUAUUUCCGCGGCUGACAUUCAGACGACCGAGACCGGGAGCUUCCGAAGCUAUCCGACAAAAAACGAUUUAUGCCAAAGGACGACAACAGAUGGAAACAAUCUAUUAAUGUGUUUAGAAGAAAACAAAUUCGUGUAUUUAAGUGUUGUUAACUAAUGUAGCUGAAAUUUUAAAUCCCCUUUCGCUGACGAAACAUAAAACAAGGGAUAACAUUGUUUUGCACCUGAACUGCUGCAUCGCGCACUGUGAACGAGACAAAUUGUUAAAGCGAGUCGAUGUCGAAGAAAGGGUAUGGAAACGGAAACAUAGUCAUGCACAUUCCACUGGCGCAUCCACAAAACAGAAAUUCAAACCGAACAAUCGAUAUUUUGCUAAUCAGAAAGAUAUAUCUACACUCUUCCCUCGGUGUGGUACAACAUUGUAGCUUCAAAGAAGUAUAAUUAAUCGCAAUUCUCCCCAGCACAUAGACCCCCCUAGGUGGACGUAUAGGUCAUCCCGUUCGCUUAAAUAGUAGUAUGUACUAUCGUCCGGAAAAAAAUAGUAGUUGGCGUGACCAAAACUACCUUCAUAAGUCAAGUGUAAUCACAUCAAAUUGUUUAGUGUAGUUUCAAACCCAUUUCAUCAAUGUGACUUACAAACCCUCCCUUGUGUCUACCAAUAAAUAGCCUUUCUCUGUAUUAAAUGGAUAAU